Anopheles stephensi (Asian malaria mosquito) is the source of this 2993-nucleotide messenger RNA. RefSeq names its product cytosolic carboxypeptidase 6-like. Gene Ontology annotation, molecular function: zinc ion binding; metallocarboxypeptidase activity. The coding region runs from base 1081 to 2955 and encodes 624 amino acids. The transcript has 6 exons. Gene Ontology annotation, biological process: proteolysis. NCBI's taxonomy places the organism in Eukaryota, Metazoa, Arthropoda, Insecta, Diptera, Culicidae. The record is from RefSeq and is a predicted model, not a curated record.
AUACAUCGAGGCACAAUCCUGCUGAGAUACACACAUAGCAGGGAUAUACGCGUUACAUCCGGCGGCAUUCCGGCGACAGUUUCGGUGCUGCUGUACGGCCGUUAUCGAUCAAACACCAAAACGCCGGCCUCCGAAAGGACGAAGUUGCUCGAACUCGAACACCGGCUCCAACGCCUGGCCCCGUACUGAUAGUGACCUGAAGCACCUUUUCGAUGGCGUGCCUGAUUUCAGGCCAGAUGUCCUGGCAUACUUCCCCUUUUCGAGUUUUUGCGUGUCUUGCGCCUGACGGCUACUCCCCGCGAAGGUGAUUUGUCAUACCGUUGCCCUCAGCCCGGCACAUCGUCAGACACAAAAGCCCCCCCAACAAACACGCCGACCGUCUACUAUGAUUGGGUGAAACUUUUUUUUAUGGGAUUUGUUUAGUUUUCGGUUACGGCUGAGCCUGAGCCCGCUCAGUGCAACGAUAUCACUGAUCCCGGGCAGGUGGAUUUGGAUAAACGAAAAGUUGUACCGCUGCAAAAGUAAAUGGGAAAGUGUUCUUGAUCCACCAAACCACGGCAAUCAUCAUCAGCAGAACCUCGAAGCCGUGAGCCACAGUAGUACACUAAUCUUCACGGAAAAGUGCAGCGCCUUCAAAAGAUCAAACCUCAAUCUGUUGUAACGUUCGUGUCCCAAGUGCAUAUAUCAUGCAGUGUGUGUGUUACAAGCCAUAACUACUGCCUGGGCUGAGUUAGUACACACCAGCGAGAAGAGUCGGAAGUGCUUUUAAGUGUCAAAUUCCCUUCACCAGACAAGCGAUAUCCGCCAUCAGCGCGCGCGUGGUACGAUUGUUUGAUUUAUGGAAUGACGAGUUACGAUUGACGGGAAACGAUGUUUUCCGGUCCGUGUUACAACUGCGGUCAUUUCGUGUCUUCAGGACACCGGAACGAACAGUGCCGACGCUACUAACAAACGAACAAUCGCCAUGGUGUCGGUGGUUACCGCGUCCUCCCAUCUUUACGUCACCGGUGUCGACGGUUGCGUGUAAAUAAUCAUCGGAAGCUUUCUUCCCCCCAGAGUAGUACAUAGCGCAUUGUCACGAUGGGUGACUUUGGAUCAGAUAGUGACGAUAGUGACGGAGAGGGAGGUCUAGGCAAUGUGAGCCGCGUCAUCGUUCGACCACCAGGACACAGUGGAAAAGCGAAACGUGGCCACCUAUGCUUCGAUGCAGCAUUCGAAACCGGUAACCUUGGGCGGGUCGAUCUGGUCGGUGAGUUUGAGUACGAUCUCUUUCUCCGGCCGGACACGUGCAAUCCGCGCUAUCGGUUCUGGUUCAACUUCACCGUGGACAACGUGAAACAGGACCAGCGCGUUAUAUUCAACAUUGUCAACAUGAACAAGAGCCGCAAUCUUUUUAAGGACGGCAUGACGCCACUGGUCAAAUCGACCAGCCGUCCAAAAUGGCAGCGUUUGCCCCGGUGCGAGGUGUUCUACUACAAAUCGCCCGUCCAUCAGAACCACUACGUGCUGAGCUUUGCCUUCGGGUUCGACAAGGAGGAUGAGGUGUACCAGUUCGCCCUUACCUUCCCCUAUUCGUACUCCAAGAUGCAGGCGUAUCUGAAUGCGGUUGAGCUCAAGUUUCCGGAAACCUUCGAACGGUCAACGUUGGGCAUGAGCAUCCAAAAUCGCAAACUGGAACUGAUCACGUUCGACGACGUGAAGAAACCGGACAAGAUGGAGCCGAAGAAUGUGAUCCACAUGGUGGUCAUACUGGCCCGCAUACAUCCGGGCGAAUCGCCCGCAUCGUACGUGGUGCAGGGUUUGAUCGAAUUUCUGGCCGCCGCUAAUCAACCGAUUUCGAAGGCACUGCGCGAGCACGUGGUGUUCAAAAUCGUACCGAUGCUCAAUCCGGACGGGGUGUUUCUGGGCAAUAAUCGUUGCAAUGUGAUCGGGCACGAUCUGAACCGAUCGUGGAACAGGCUGUCCCAGUACACGCACCCAACCCUGUCGGCUGUGAUGAAGAUGCUGAAGGAGUACGAUAAUUCCAGUUGUUACCAGGUGGACUUUGUGAUCGAUAUCCAUGCGCAUUCGAGUCUGACCGGAACGUUCAUCUACGGCAGCACGUACGACAACGUGUACCGGUACGAGCGCCAUCUAGUGUUUCCCAAGCUGUUCGCUACCAAGUGCGAGGACUUUUGCCAGGAGCACAUGAUGUUCAACGCGGACGAUCGAAAGUCUGGCACGGCUCGUCGAUACUUUGUGGAGGCGCUCAGCGACAACGUUAACACGUACACGCUGGAGGUGUCGAUGUGCGGGUACUUCCUGAACGGAACCAACAUUCUUACCCAGUACACGGAAGAUGGAUACAUGCGAAUCGGAAGAAAUCUGGCCCGCACAUUCCUGGAGUAUUAUCGAUUCACCAACAUACUGCCCAUCCCUCCCGUCGAUGAGCUACGACCACGGAAGGGUGGUCGGCCCCGGACACACCGACCGCGGGCCCGUUCCAAAACACGCAGCGAGGUACGCGUUCGGCCUAAAACGACCCGUGCCUAUGCACCGAUCAGCUACACGGAUCUGUCCAUCUGUUACGACAGUGCCACCUCGGAGGAUGGUUCCCCGGUGCGGUACAUGUACGGGCACGGCAAUGCCGGGUACGGUGGGUUGCGGAUGCGUCCCCACAUCCAUCAGGAUCAAUUUUCACUGUCCAACAUUCAGGCGGCCCGGUUCAGCAAUCUCGACUUUACCAGCGACUUCCGGCUAAAGGUACCGAAAGCGAAGGGCGUCGCGCAGGAAUCGAAAAUGCCGCCGAUCGAGAUGCUUAACGUGCCCCCGAAGCCACACCUCACGAUUAUCGACUUUAAUCAGCUGACGCGCGGUGGCCUGGAGGAGGCAACGUCCAGUGGCAAACCGAUCGAACGGGAAAAGGAAAAAAUUCGUCGGCACACGUUCAAAUCUUCGUCGUCACGGAAGGCCUGAAUGCAAACGUACCCCAACCGCGCGCUUCUAGAAAGUGU